Molecule: messenger RNA, 1680 nt
Organism: Mauremys mutica (yellowpond turtle)
Lineage: Eukaryota; Metazoa; Chordata; Testudines; Geoemydidae
Exons: 2
Coding region: 355-1680 (441 amino acids)
Source: RefSeq, a predicted model, not a curated record
GCGUGGGGGGUGCUAGGGUUGCCAGCUGGCCAGUUUUUGUGCAGCCUUGCCACAUUAGAGCGCUCUGCAGGUCUCGCCUCUGGAGUCCAGACUGUGGUGCCAGUCUAGCAGUAAGGUCACAGGAGGAGCAGGUGCUGGGCGAAGCAGGAAUUUCCCAGGCAUGCGGCUCAUGCAUUUCACCUCGCCUUAGAUCAUUGCCAGAGAACCAGCGUUAGGGGCACCGGGUGAAGCACGGCCGGCAGCUCAGCGUCAUUGCAGCUGGAGAACCCGAGUCCCUCUGGAACAUGUCCCGUGAGCUGAGGCAACGCACCGCCAGGACCCGAGGGGUCUGGAAAUGCCAGGUGUGAGAUCACAAUGUCCCAUAGCAACAGGCAACCCCACUACCAUGUCGCUGAGCCCACAGGGGAUGUGUACCUGGCCAGGUUACGCUCCCGUCCCCAGCCGCUGAGCAUGGAGACCCUGCAGGGUGUGCGGGAUGCGCUGGAGACUCAGGGAGUGCUGGAUGAGGAGCUGGGAGCCGGCUUUGAGCGGGCCCUGGCGGAGUUCCCCCGGGAGCCCCCGUGUGUGCAGAACAACACAGAGAUGGUGAUCCAGAGCGAUGAGACUGAGCUGACGUUCCUCUCUGGGAAGGGGAAAUGUAAGAUCAGGAUCUCUGACAAUGGCGCCUGCUAUGAGGUGAAAGAGCCAACGGCCCGGGUGUACCUGGCCAGGUUAAAGUCCCGUCCCCAGAAGCUGAGCACGGAGACCCUGCAGGGUGUGCGGGAUGCGCUGGAGAAGUGGGGGUUGCUGGACGAGGAGCUGGGAGCCUGCUUUGAGCGGGCCCUGGCGGAGUUCCCCCGGGAGCCCCGGUGUGUGCAGCGCAAUGCCCGGAUGGUGAUCCGGCAUGACCGCACCGAGCUGGUGUUUGUGUCGGGCCAGGGGGAAUGUGAGGUCACGGUGUCCGAAGGUGAGAGGGAGCCCUGCUACGAGGUGAAGGAGCCCACGGUGACGGUGUAUCAGGAGAGGUUACGCUCCUGCCCACAAAGGCUGAGCACGGGGAACCUGGAGAGAAUUCGGGACAGGCUGGAGUCCUGGGAGGUGAUGACCAAGGAGCUGAGAUGCUGCUUCGGUCUGGUGCUGGGGGAAUUCCCCAAAGAGCCGGAGUGCGUCCGGGACAACCCCAGGAUGUGCUUCAUCUGGGACGAGACGAAGCUGCAGCUGGUCUCUGAAGAUGGGGACUGCGAGGUCUCCGUGACCUGCUGUGACGGGAAGCCCAGCUACGAGGUGAAGGUGAAGAGCUGGGAGAUGUAUCGGGAGAGGAUGCGUCGCUCUGAACAGCCGCUGAGCAUUGAGAGCCUGGUGGGCGUGCAGAGAGAGGUGCGGGGUCUGUCAGGGGCUCCCGAGAAGGUCAAGGAGGCCUUGAACGUGGCCGUUAGGGGUUUCUCCGCGGAGCCGAGCUGCCUGCAGGAGAACGCCCGGCUGGUCAUUGAGUGCGACAGGGGCGAGAUGGUCUUUGUCUCCGGGAAAGGGGAGAAUAAAGUGGACGUGUGCAUCAUCGAUGGGAAGGUCAGUUACAAUGUCAGAGCCACCACGUGGGUGACUUUCCUUAGGAUGUUCCGGAAACUACUCCCCAAGAUCCCCGAAGCCUUGCUGAAGCUCAUCCGCAGCUUAGCCCAAUUCCUACUGUUUGGAGCGCUGUGA